CGUAAGCUAUGAGUGCUGACGCAGUGGCUCAUGGGAUAUGCAGUCUUAUAUUGUGCACUGGCCGUUUAAACUGUAUUAUCAGAAGCAGGCAAAAGACUACAACUCCCUACAACACAUUUAACAACACGCCCCGGCUGGAACACGAAACUUCCUUUGAGUUGCCGCUGCUGUUGCAAUUUCUGAACAAAACAUUGAUUUAGCAGUUUGGAAAGUUGUAUUUAUUUCAAGAGGAGGAUGUCCGAGCUGAGCGACGAGGCGAGCGGUGAGUCGGAUCAGUUGAGCGCGAGUCUGUCCGUGUGGCUGGCGGACGGAGGAGACGCUCUGAUCGGCCCGGAGGAGCUGAACGUGCCGCUGGACCUCCACACCGCCUGCUCCAUCGGACAGUAUGAUGUAGUGGCCGAGUGCAUCCGCAGAGGAGAUGUGGAUUUGGAUGGGAAGAACAUCGGCGGCUGGACUCCUCUGAUGUACGCUGCAUAUAUUGGUCACGAUAACAUCGCUAACCUGCUGCUGGAGACGGGCGUCAGUGUCAACGCCACCACGUCUAAAGGACUCACACCCCUGAUGCUCGCCGCCAGCUGCGGAAACGAGAGCAUUGCCUACUUCCUCCUGCAGCAAGGAGCGCAGCUUGAAUGUAAGGAUGUGCGCGGGUGGACGGCUCUGCUGCACAGCACAGCUACUGGACAUCAGCAGAUGGUCAAAUUCUUAUUAGAGCAUCACGCCGAUGCAAAUAUCAAAGAGCCGCUGUCAGGAUUCACACCUCUCAUGGAAGCUGCUGCGUCCGGCCAUGAAAUCAUCGUUCAGUUCCUGCUCAACCAUGGCGUACGAACGGAGGAGAGGAACAUGAAGGGAGAAACGGCGAGAGCUCUGGCUAUGAUGUACGGACACACUAAAAUCGCCAGCCUCAUCGCCAAAUCAUCUCUGUAUGAUGAGCUGAGCUCGUCUGAAGAAGAGAGUGCGACUCCUAGAGUCCGAUCGGCUCGCAGCAGAACCAGAGGACCCAGCAUUCACGACGGCCCUCAAGCUAUCGCUCGCUUCAGAGUCGGCUCCAAACACGAGGUUCCUGUGACUCCACCUGGAUAUGUGACGUUUCGGGACGUUGGCGAUCAGAGCGAAGGAAUCUGCAAUCGUGAUGUCACUUCCCCCAUCAAUGAGCUCGACGGCCAGAGCAACAGCAGUAGAGAUGAGCUGUUCUUUGAUAACGACAUGCCCACCAUGAGGAGCAGCAGCAGCAGCAGCGAGGGUCUGUCUAAUCUCCUCGGACUCAGCAGGGAGGCGUCGCUGGAGAGCAACGAGGACUCUGAUCAAGCAAAGAGGAGUUGUCCACGUCGAUCCAGCAAACUCCAGCACUCCAAAGGCAGGAGUCCCGGUAACAGCAGCAGCGGUUACCGCCAGGCUCCGUCUUCCUCUGGACCGCCUCCUUCAUACACUGGACCCAAGGAUCUCGCAGGGUUCCUUGAGCAGAUCGGGUUCAGUAAGUACCUUCCCCUGCUGGAGGAGCAAGACAUCGACCUGAGGAUCUUCCUCACGCUUACUGAGAACGACCUCAAGGAAGUUGGCAUCACCCUGUUUGGUCCUAAGAGGAAGAUGACAUCAGCAAUAGCCCGCUGGCACAGUAAUGCACGGCCACCCAGUGAUGCGUUAGAGCAGGCAUAUGCGGACCAACUGGAAGCCGAGAUGCAGGAAAUGGCCAUUCAGCUUCAUAAGCGUUGUGUGGAGGUGGAGUCUCUGCAGGGUCAGGUGACCCAGGAGAAGGAGCUGCGUGCCGUGAUGGAGGGAUGUCUGAUGGAGGAGAAGAUGGCUUGGAAGAGCGUUCAGGCGGAGCUGCAGGAGAACAGCAAACGCAUUCAGACACUGUGUGGGAAACUACACGCUCUACGCAGCACUCUCACGCAGGAGGAUGCUCGAGGUGACGGCUUGAUGUGCUCUCAGCUGCUGUCUAAGAUGGAGUCUCAUAUGGCGGAGCUCACUGACGGUCUGAAGGAAAUCCUUCACAGUCUCCAGCAUCUCAGCGCUUCAGAGAAACGCUCACAGAACUGGGAAGAAUCCUAACAGCUGUGGAUGGGACACUCGCUUUUAUUGACGGAGGGUGAAAAACCACCCUGAACACACAGACGGCCGCAGAAGCGGGCCAGAGAGAUGAGCCGCGCCGCUCCAGUAACACAUGAGCUCAGAUGGAGAUGACGAGCUGAACGAGGACCAAGACAGCGGCAGGCGGCCAAAAAUGACAAGCGGGCGAAGAGCAUCUCUCGCCUGUGCUCCAGUUACUGUACAUUCAUCAUGAGAACUGACCAAUCACAGACAGAGCUGUGUCAGACAGGGCGGAGCCAGAGGAUUUGAACUUCCUGUCAGGAAUUCAGUGCACACAGAACUACAUGUGUGGAAACUGCAAGCACAAAUACUGUUUAUUGUUGUACAACGAAUCAAACCUCUCAUUAGAUUAGAUUUAAAAUAAGCCUAUUUAAAGCCUGAAUAAUGAAGCAGUUUUUUGCAUAAGUCUAGCCUUGGAGAUCUCUACUCUCAACUGUUAGUCUAAUCAUCUUUUCAUAAAUACUGUGUAUGUUACAAAUACACUCAUUCAUUUGUCAAAACUGCUGUUAUGCAAACUGCCAUAUUCAGUUCAGUUCAUUCAAAUAGCUUUAUCAGUAUGACUGUAAGAAAUACAGUAUGACCAAAGCUGAGCAUAUAUGCAAAAAAAAAGUUAUUAUUAUUGCAACUUCUACUUGACAAUUCAAGAUAUUCAGUAACAAAUUAGACCAUUUUUAACAUAUUUAGAUUAAAAAAAAAAUUAUUACAUAUAACUUAAUCCUGCAGGUGUUUUAUGAUUAAGUCCCAUUUCAUGUCCAGGUUUAUGUCAUAUUGUUGGAGCUACUGUCAGUUUAUUAUUUUUAAAUGUUAGUUUUUGUUGUUUUUACUCUAUCAAUUUUAAAAGAUUUUUUAUGCUAAUCAGCUUGUCUGUCAAUUAUGAAAACAAAGUCUUUAUUGUUAUUAUGUCACAUAAAGGUACAAGAAUGAAGUCUGUAAAUAAAGCAUUUAAAGCAAA
This is a messenger RNA of Cyprinus carpio (common carp), 3040 nucleotides long. RefSeq names its product ankyrin repeat and SAM domain-containing protein 3-like. Lineage: Eukaryota; Metazoa; Chordata; Actinopteri; Cypriniformes; Cyprinidae. Gene Ontology annotation, molecular function: protein binding. Gene Ontology annotation, cellular component: cilium. The record is from RefSeq and is a predicted model, not a curated record.